AUGGUCUAUUCCUACAGCUGCCUACCAUGGUACGCCUACAUGGGUCUCGGUAUCCGCGGCUUCCUGCAGCUGUACCUUACCACCCUCACCACCCUUACCACCCUCACCACCCUUACCACCCUCCACCUCCACCUCCACCUCCACCUCCACCUCCACCUCCACUUUCCUGCUUCGCUGCCCAAGAAAAGACUCCCCUCCCUCACUGUCCACCCAGACCCGUCAGCCCGCGAACGGCUCAUCGCCAACGCCAAGAUGCCACGGGACCUGCUAGCCGACCGCAAGACACUGGACGGCAUGACGGAACUCUCCAGAGAAUCUGCCCACACUGGCUCCCCGCCCGAUCAGCCUUCCUCCAGCCUGGUUCCCCACCGCGAAUCCAACCUCAUGAAGCAGGAACGCCUCAAGAAGACGGGGAUUGUCCCUUUUGCCCAGCUGCUCAAUGUGGAGGACCUCGACGACUGUGACUGGCUCGAGCAUGCUGCUUUUGAUCCGAGAGAAGCUGCUUCUAGGGAGAAGCUCGAAUACCGGCUCUCGAUAUGUGGUGAACUCUGCUCCGGUCUCUUCACCUCGGCCUACCCCACCUCGGAUGGCCCCUUGGCUACCUUGCUCAAGUCGCGCCCCACCUUUGCCUCGAUAGACUCCUCUGACAAGGAGCGAAAACGCAUCCUCCUGGCCCACAUCAUCGCCACCAAAGCCUCGUCCCAUCUGGUCACAGACGCCGCCAUGGACUACCCCCAAGACUGGAAAUCAAAGUACCAACUCACCCCCAAGAUCGGCCACAACGAAGACGGCCAGACCAUUGCCCUUCACAGUCUAGCCGUCCACCCGGAUUUCCAGAAAAAAGGCCUGGGCCAGAUCCUGCUCAAGGCCUAUAUCCAGCGCAUCCGCGACAGCCAGGUGGCCAAGCGCAUUUCCAUCAUCUGCAGAGAUCGCUAUGUCCCUUUUUACGAGAAGACUGGAUUCAAAACGAGGGGGCCGAGCAAGUGUCAGUAUGGGGGAGGCGGGUGGGUGGACAUGAUGUUGGAUUUUGAAGAGGAUUAUCGGGACGAGUUUGGCAACUCUUGA
Plenodomus lingam JN3 is the source of this 1065-nucleotide messenger RNA. RefSeq lists its product as uncharacterized. Lineage: Eukaryota; Fungi; Ascomycota; Dothideomycetes; Pleosporales; Leptosphaeriaceae. Gene Ontology annotation, cellular component: cytoplasm. The record is from RefSeq and is a predicted model, not a curated record. Gene Ontology annotation, molecular function: aralkylamine N-acetyltransferase activity.